Molecule: messenger RNA, 1170 nt
Organism: Jaculus jaculus (lesser Egyptian jerboa)
Lineage: Eukaryota; Metazoa; Chordata; Mammalia; Rodentia; Dipodidae
Product: protein kish-A-like
Exons: 1
Coding region: 26-244 (72 amino acids)
Biological process (GO): intracellular transport; protein secretion
Source: RefSeq, a predicted model, not a curated record
UGGCUGGGGCUCGGCCGGCGUCACUAUGUCUGCCAUUUUCAAUUUCCAGAGUCUGCUGACCAUCUUCUUGCUGCUUAUAUGUACCUGUGCUUACAUCCGGUCCUUGGCACCCAGCAUCUUGGACAGAAAUAAGACUGGAUUGUUGGGGAUAUUUUGGAAAUGUGCCAGAAUUGGUGAACGAAAAAGUCCAUAUGUCGCAGUGUGCUGUGUAGUGAUGGCCUUCAGCAUCCCUUUCAUACAGUAGCCUGGAAAAAGUAACACUUGAAUUUCCAUCAUAUUUCACUAUAAACAAGGACUUGCCUUCAGAAAUACUGGGAAGAAUGGUUAACCCUUUUAUCUCUGCACAUGGGAUGAGAUAACUUUCCAGAUGCUGUUCUCUAUUUUCAUGUUAUUGGACCAAAGAUCUGUAUAAAUAGUUAAGAUGCAACCAUUUAAUACAGAGUUUGAGCCUGUAACAAUUACCUUCAGUGCUGUUACUCAGUACAACAUUCUGCAAAUGUGCUUCUGUUUUGAAGUAAGGCAGCUUACAGGCACAUUGUAGCAACAGAAUUGGGAAGUGACUCCAUUCUUCCACUGGGACUUGGAAAUGACACAUCUCUACAGAAUGGCUUGGAGAAAAAUUAUUUUCCUGUUGUGGAUUGCAUUUGUAUUACUAAUUUUGCUUUUCACCUGACCAUACUUUUAUCCUUAACCAGAAUACCUCUACUCUUAGGAAAUUCUGCAGUUUAUUUCAGGUUUUUAAAAUAUUUAAAACAAACCAGGCAUUGUGGCAUAUGCCUUUAAUCCCAGUAUUUAGGAGGCCAAGGUCAUAGGAUCAGCAUGAAUUUAAGGCCAGCUUAGAUCUACAGAAUGAGUUCCAGGUCAUCUUGGGCUAGAGUGAGACCCUAUCUCAAAAAACCCAAAAAAGGUUUAAAAUAAGCCUAUGUAGUUCUUAAGCACUAAUAUAAAUGGGAUAAUUUACAAGUAGAGGUGAGAAAAUGUUCAAAUUUAACAUAAGUGUGAGGCUUCCGGUCAGGUGUGAGCACAUGAUUCAUGUGUGACCAGCUACCUGUCAUUCUUUGAAAAAGACAAUGUUGUUAAAAAGAAAAAGCAAAAUUGAACAAUUGUAGAAUGAUGAUUCUAAAUAUUUUUUCCUUACAAUGCCAUGUCUUCUAAAUAGAACAUUUUUUG